Messenger RNA from Colletotrichum orchidophilum, 1374 nucleotides. RefSeq names its product WD repeat domain-containing protein. NCBI's taxonomy places the organism in Eukaryota, Fungi, Ascomycota, Sordariomycetes, Glomerellales, Glomerellaceae. The transcript has a single exon. Gene Ontology annotation, molecular function: protein binding. Bases 1 to 1374 code for a protein of 457 amino acids. The record is from RefSeq and is a predicted model, not a curated record.
AUGCAUCCCGCGGCGGAAAGCAAGGAUGCAGACCCUGUGCAGCACUCCGACCCAGCAAACUCAGCCGAGGAUUCCUCUCAUUCCUCCGCCCCAUCCAUGGACCUUGUAGCUUCCACCGAGAUAGCCGCUGGAGGUCCUAAUGCACCUGGAAAGCACAUGAGCUUCUUCCGCGGAGUUCAAUGGACUCCUGACGGCACUACGCUGAUCGCCUCAACGUCGGACAACCGGCUAUCGGCCUACGUGCUACCGGCAGACCUCCUCGACCCCAAUGGCCGGCCCCGGCUGUUGACACCGCAGGGCCAACUGCAGCUUCCGGAGCCCUUCUACUCGGCGGCCGUGUCACCCUACUUCUCCUUGGCCGACCCGCAAACCCAGCUUGCACUUCUCGGCUGCAAAGACCACCCUAUUCAGCUCUACCACGUCUUUGCAGACUCACAGUCUUCGCCUCCACUGUGUUCCUACAAGCUCAUUCGGCGGGAGACGGAGGAAUAUAUCUGCCCCGAGUCCCUCUUGUGGUCCUGGCCUGGGACCCAUUUCCUAGCCGGCUCAACGAACCGCCUCGACCACUUUGACGUAUCACGGACCGGCUCUGAUGGUCCCAUCUUGACCAUCCCUACCAUUCCCUCCAAGCGGCAUCUUCUCAAAGGUGGCGGCGUUGGCAUGAAAGGAAUGGUCUCUGCGCUGUCAAGCCAGCACCCGGACGAGGCUGGGGCUUCCAUCGUCGCCGCGGGCACCUGGUCCCGCUGGAUGGGUCUAUACGACGUGACUCGCACAAAUAAAGCAGUUGCGAAUUGGAGCAUUCAGGGCGUUGCCAAGUCUCACUUCGGCCGAGAUAAUGGGGGUAACGGCAUUGUCCAAACUAUAUGGAGCCCUUGUGGACGCUAUCUGGCCGUCAACGAGCGCCAAGCAAACGGCAUUCUUAUUUACGACGUGCGAGGGACUGGCCAGCCUCUGAGCCUCCUCGUUGGCCGGACAUCCACCAACCAACAACGACUGUCAUGUGAUGUCUUCCCUGAGAGCGGUGACUCGGCCGGUGGUUUCGAGCUCUGGGCGGGGACGCAGACUGGGGAGGUUCUUGUGUAUGAAGCCGUCGGUUGCGUAGACGGCGUUCAUGAAAAGUCAUGGGAUUGGGCCGCGCAUCAGUCACCCAUUGGCAGCUCAGGGGUCCACCCCACGGGAUCGGUAAUCGCCACUUGCUCUGGUGGAUGGACCAGCCACGGCGAUGCUGAGUUGGAUGAUGGCCUGGGUGCCACGGGCAACGACGGCCAGCCUCGUCUGGCAUCAACGUGCAUCACUACUGAAUCUUCACUCAAAGUCUGGACGUUGGCACAAAAUGCACUGGAUCAGUCUGCUAAUAACCCAGUGGCCUCGUGA